AAUCCAAACACCAAACGAUAGUAAUAGGUGCUCGAGGGGAGCCGAAGCACUCCCUCUCCCAAAUCUGCAUCCCCCCUACGGCAACUGCGACCGCGCUGAAUUUUGCUCCAGUAUCAUGUACACAGCCUCUGACUCUCCUUCUAAACCUAUCGAGACAUUUGUUUUUAUGGACCUAGAAGCAACAGGUCUGCCACCCUCACAGCCUAAAAUUGCAGAAAUGUGCCUGUUUGCUGUGAAUAGGCAUGCUUUUGAGAAUCCUCAGUACAGCAAUUCUUCUUCCAGACCAGUUCCACUGUUCCCUCGUUUAGUAGAUAAACUCUGCAUCUGUAUUAAUCCAGACAAGCCCUUUACGCCAGCGGCAAGUACCAUUACAGGACUGAAUAAUGAAGCUUUUGCUUGGAACAAAAAACAAAGCUUUAACAUACACAUUAUGCACAUGAUUGUGGCCUUUUUCAGUCGGCAGUACCCGCCAAUCUGUUUGGUAGCACACAGCGGCUGUAACUAUGAUUUUCCUCUGUUGAAAGCUGAAUUAUCUGUACUGGGUAUCUCAGCUCUUGAUGACAUCUAUUGUGCAGAUACCAUUAAAGCCAUGAAAGCACUGGACAAAGAAAAUAACCAGCUCCACCAGUUCACAUACCGACCUAUUCCAUUUGGCAGCAAGAAAAAUUACAAGCUUCAUGACUUAUACUUUAAGUUCUACAAAGUAUAUCCUUCGAACAGUCACAGUGCAGAAGGAGAUGUCAUUACUCUUAUAAGAGUCUUUCAACAACGUGCCAGAGACCUUAUGCUCUGGAUGGAUUUCAAUGCAAGGAGGUUUAAUACCAUUAGAGCAAUGUGCAAAGGAAAUGAGAGAUGUACUUCCAUUUUCAAAACACCUUGGAAUCCUCGGCAUGCUAGUUUUUUACAGGUGCAGCCACCUCGACAGAGGCUAGUGACGGCUUAUUUUUUUCCAGUAGGUGACGACGACCCAUCCUUAAGAGAGAACAUGGCUGAGCAAGGGUGUGACCAAUGCAGAGCACUCACCAACACUGAUAUUCCUGAUGAAAUUAAGAUGAUGUUGCUGUUCCUUCUUGGGUUAGCAAUACUCACAUGGAUUGCUCUCAGAAAUCCUGCAUAAAUUCAAAAUAUACGUUGGUUUUUCCAUAAAGUUAAGUCACAGACGUUGCAAAAUGAUAUUUUUCUGUUGCUAUUCCUAUCACGUGUUCUUUUAAAACACUGGGCUUUAAUUUACCUUUAUAUAUUCUUAUAAUUGAUGUUAUUAGUCUUAUAGCUAUAGUUUUUUUAAAAACUGGGGUUUUAAAUGUGUUUUUUUGUUUUAUUUUUCUUAUACCGGGUACAAUAGAAAAGAGGAGUGUAAACCAUAACAAUAAUGUAAAUACACACACACACACACACACACACACACAGUUAAGGGAGUAUGAGGAGAGAGUGUAUUGGCAUGUUGGGGUUAUUUGUGGGAGAAGGCCAGUACUUCAUGAGAAAAAGAAAAUAUGAAUGGUGAAGGACAGCCACCUGCUCCCAGUAACUCAGAUUCUAAAGAAAAGUAUUAUUUACGAUGAGAUAAUUUUGUAAGCUUCCAGCUUACACUCCCAAGACUAGCCAGCCAAGCUUGAGGCCUUACUCCAGAGGAGACUAGACAUGGCCUACCUGCAGAGUGCAGGACAGUAUCAGGCGAAAGUUAUACCUUGUGGGUCCUCAACCUUACUGAGCUUCCUGGUACUUUCAGAAUUUUGGUAGAGUAGUGGGCACCACCAGAAAAUAGCUGUCAAAGACAAUGUCUGAGGCUCUUCUGAAGGACUUCCUACAUAAAAGUAGAGGAAUGCUAGACCUGAUCCUUUGCUUCUGAGAACUGAUGCUAUUUGGUUUUAGUUUCCCAAAAAACUGUUUGCAUCCUGUAGCACCACAGAGAGAGGGUUCUUCUAAGCCUGGAAACAUCGGUGGUUCUGUCUCUGUGGUACACUGCUGUAGUGCGUUUGUCAGGGACAAGCAUGGCAUUUGCUAGUUAACCAACUGGCAAGGAGUGACACAAAACUAGUACUUUAUGUUCAUCUCAGACCAACUAGAUUUUAUCCCCAAGUCUCAGGCAGCAAGUAGGUGCCAGGAAACACACUGGUGAGCACAAUGCUGCCCUUAUGUCACUGGUGUACUAAAUGAGUUAAAUGAGAACAUUUCCUGGCAAAUGCUCACACAGAACUGAGAAAAGCCCAGGUAGCUCACUCUGCUUAAGUGCAUAUACAAGAAAGACACUAAAAGGAAGGUCAAUUAAGAUAUUGUAAUUGUUUAUUCAUAAACAAUUUAAAUGAAAAAUGUUUGUGAUUAUGAAAUAUGUAGUAUAUGUUAAUGUUAGGACAGUUAUCCAGAUACCAAAUAUUUAUUAUGAAUUGCACUCUACAUGCUCUGUGACAUUGUCCUGUGUUUUAUUCAGAAGUUUUAUUGACUUUUGAGAUGUACUAAUUAUGAUUAUAUAUUUUGUUUUAAUUGAUAGAUUCCCCCUGACGAAGUUGUAAAUUCUUCCCAUUGCACCAAUUGCCCUUUUUUCGUUUUGCCUUGGCGUGGCCCCUCUUCUUCAUAAACUUUAAAAAAGUGGCCAGAGAUGGAAGUAACUGACUACCAAAUCUAGUUUGCAAAGCGUUUCUAGCCAUGAAACAGCAAGAAACAGCAGCUCAUGACACAUUCUUCCACUAUUAGGUUCUACCGUAUUAUCCUGUUUCAAAUAGCUACUAGUACAAUAUGCACACAGCAUUUUACUUUCUGAUGAUGCCCUCUGAUGAUCCUCUGCUAGUCAGAUUUCAUGUUACCAACUGUAGCAUAGUAAACUUGUUUAGAGGGCACCAAAUCAGUGUUUCCAUUGCAGUAGACAUGUUUUGUAACCUUGCAGCAGCCUUUGUAGAAGGAAGAAUAUAGACAACUUUUCAAUGCUCUAUACCAUGUUUGUACUAAAAGAGAACAUUCUCCAAGGUCUUCAACUUUUGGCGAAGACAAAAAGACCACCAAUUCAAGAAGUCACAUUUAAAUUCCAUUUAAGUUUGUGGGGCUAAGUGAUCAUAAUUGUAACAAUUUCAAAGGGAUUUUAAGUGCAACUAAUUUUAUUUGUUUUACAGCUACUGUCUUAAGGAGUUGGGUGCCAUAUUUUCAAAUUUUAUAAUAAAAGAUGAUUUAAAACAAGUGUA
Messenger RNA from Eublepharis macularius, 3170 nucleotides. It is a transcript of the gene TREX1, whose product is annotated as three prime repair exonuclease 1. The transcript has 2 exons. Gene Ontology annotation, biological process: DNA catabolic process. Bases 116 to 1117 code for a protein of 333 amino acids. Gene Ontology annotation, cellular component: cytoplasm. Gene Ontology annotation, molecular function: 3'-5'-DNA exonuclease activity; nucleic acid binding. The record is from RefSeq and is a predicted model, not a curated record. Lineage: Eukaryota; Metazoa; Chordata; Lepidosauria; Squamata; Eublepharidae.